This is a messenger RNA of Lactuca virosa, 1930 nucleotides long. The record is from the annotation of a GenBank genome assembly. NCBI's taxonomy places the organism in Eukaryota, Viridiplantae, Streptophyta, Magnoliopsida, Asterales, Asteraceae.
UAUAAUUAACAAUAAGUUUAAUUUUGUUUUGUUGUUGUUUUAUUUAUUUAUUUGUUUAUUUGUUUUUGGUUGAACCGGAAUCUCUUGGAAAAUACUUGGGCAUUUGACGACAAAAUUUGCUAAAAGGAUCAAGUAGCAACCCCCUUUAUGGAUCUUUUUCCUUUCGCUUUCUUGUAUAUAUAUAUUUACAAAAAUACCAACUUCCGCACCACCAGCGCUUGUCUUGUUCCUUUGAAUCUCUGGGAUAAAAACAAAAAUGGAUUUAAAGACCGUGGCGCCAGUGGGAUCCGCGGCACUUGCAUUUGGUGGUCCGGCGGCGGCUGUUGCCGGUGGUAUUUCUCUGCUGUUUCUCAAAAGUUUUCUCUCUCAGCAACCUGAUAAUCCAAAUCGUCUCCCUUCUGUUCCCGCGGUACCCGGGGUGCCAUUGUUGGGGAAUUUGCUUGAGUUGAAGGAGAAGAAACCUUACAAGACUUUUACAAAAUGGGCAGAAACUUAUGGCCCUAUUUACUCCAUUAAAACUGGAUCCAGCUCCAUGGUUGUCGUUAAUUCGAAUCAGCUUGCCAAAGAGGCUAUGGUGACCAGAUACGAUUCCAUCUCAACCAGAAAGCUUUCAAAGGCAUUACAGAUCCUCUCAGCCGAUAAAGCCAUGGUUGUCAUGAGUGAUUAUGACGAUUAUCACAAAACUGUCAAACGCAACUUACUCACCAGUAUUUUAGGCCCAGCUGCUCAAAAGAGACAUCGUGCCCAUAGAGACGCCAUGGCAGAUAAUCUAUCGAGAAAACUACAUGCCUUGGCUCCAAAUUCUCCUCAUGAAGCAAUAAACCUCCGCCAAAUUUUUCAGUCUGAACUUUUCACGCUAGCAUUCAAACAGACAUUUGGGAGAGAUAUCGAAAGCAUUUACGUGGCUGAUCUUGGAACCACCAUGACAAGAGAUGAGAUGUUUCAGAUUUUGGUUGUGGAUCCAAUGAUGGGUGCCGCAGAAGUUGACUGGAGAGACUUCUUCCCGUAUCUUAAGUGGAUACCCAACACCAAAUUCGAGGAUAAAAUCGAACAAAUGUACAUCCGAAGAAAGGCUGUGAUGAAGGCCGUGAUUCAAGAACAUAGAAAACGCAUAGAGUCUGGAGAGAAUUUGGAUAGUUUCAUCGAUUACUUGCUGUCGGAGGCACAACCAUUAACGGACACACAAUUGCUGAUGUCACUUUGGGAACCGAUCAUUGAAACAGCAGAUACCACGAUGGUGACCACAGAAUGGGCAAUGUAUGAACUCUCAAAACACCCAAACAAGCAACAACGACUCUACAACGAAAUCCGAAGUGUUUGUGGGUCAGAAAAGAUCACCGAGGAGAAGUUGUGCAAGAUGCCAUAUCUAUCGGCUGUUUUUCACGAAACAUUGAGAGUUCAUAGUCCAGCAGCGAUAAUCCCGUUAAGAUAUGUGCACGAGAACACCGAGCUCGGAGGAUACCAUGUUCCUGCUGGGACUGAGCUUGCGGUGAAUAUAUAUGGGUGUAAUAUGGAGAGGGAAAUCUGGGAAAACCCUGAGGAGUGGAGUCCAGAGAGGUUUCUUGCGGAGAAUGAACCAAUCAACCUCCAAAAAACAAUGGCUUUUGGAGCGGGGAAAAGAGUGUGCGCAGGGGCUAUGCAGGCAGGCGAUGUUGCUUGUUUGUGUGGGGAUUGGGAGAAUGGUUCAAGAGUUUGAGUGGAGACUUAAAGAUGAUGUGGGAGAAGAUGUCAAUACGCUUGGGUUCACAACACAGAAGCUUAAUCCGAUGCUUGCAGUUUUAAAGCCAAGAAACUAACUAGGACUAAAUUAAUGGUUUAUGUUUCCUUUUUUUGUCUAUCCCAAAAUAAUAGCCUACUUAAUAUGUGUUUUACCAAAAUACCUCUCAUCUAUCAUUCCAUUAAAUGCAAUAAAAUGGUGGAAUUAAAUGCA